GAGCAGGUCUUACAGCAAUUGAUUAAAUCCAACAAAUCCUUCAAAUAUAUCGACGUGCGCUAUAAUCCAGAAGAAUGGCGCCGGUCUUCAGACGGCCACCUCUUGCUUCUGGGAUAACGCAACGGACGGCCACUCGACCAUCCGGUGGGAGAAUAAGAGCCUUCACUCCAUUGUCCAGAUCUUCGCCAUCGCUGUCUGAACCCAACGGUCGCUAAUCACCACUCGAUGGACGAGUAUUUUGUUUGUAUUUAUACCACAUUUGAUACGUUAAUUAAAAACACAUUUUUAUUUUUUCGUUUAAAUUUAAUGUUUUAAUGAAAUUUAAUGAAAAUUUAUGUGAAAUCGAU
Oppiella nova is the source of this 347-nucleotide messenger RNA. The record is from the annotation of a GenBank genome assembly. Lineage: Eukaryota; Metazoa; Arthropoda; Arachnida; Sarcoptiformes; Oppiidae.